CAGAAUCUGAAGUUUUUAGGCGUGUGCUACCUGAAUUCAAAUUGAAGCAAUUGAUUUAUGGGAAAUUACAAUCACCUUUUGUUCCACGUGUCAAUCAGCUGGAAGGCCACUCUAAAAUGCUCCUGUCAGAUCUCUAGGGCCAUGAGUGAAUGCCAACGGUCACUGCCUCUAAAACACAUCAAUUAAUUAUGUUAAUUAACAUCAAAGGCACAUGAAGUAGUAAAAGCUAUCAAAGAGCCAUCACAGACAGUGGCACAGAUGCUGUGAUUCCCAUCCUAAGUACCACACCGAUGAACACACAGGCCUGUUCUCAGAGAGAGAGGCCACUCCAGGUCACGGGUCUUCGGUGAGAUUGCCUAUCUUCAGUUCAAGUCCCAUAGUCUCCGUGCUCUAAUCACAGUGAAACUCUUCCUUUCCCAUUGCCCCGGUCUGUAGAUUCCUGUUCUGAACACAACACAACUGUUGCACUUGAGCAAAAAAGGCAAAAAACCUCUACAACUACCUCAGUAAACAUCCAGCUGUGCUCACUCAAAAAAUGUUGCCUUCUGAAUGCUGAGACCCUCCAGGACUAACGUUUGACUGAUCAACCAUCUCAUUGACUCAUCAAUGAAAAAACAUGUGGGAACCGAACGUCUCAUUUAUUUGUGUUAAACUAAUAUAAUAUUUUACGUAAAUUGAAAUGUACGCUCAAUUGGUCUGUAAUCGAGAAAGAGAGAGAGAGAGAGAGAGAGAGAGAGAAUGAAUGGCAAUGAGGUUCUCUUCACGGCCUUGUUUGCUCUAGAUAAAAGUGUGUCUAAAUACUACACCUGGACAUGGGCAAUUUCAAUAUAGUAACCUUUGCAAACAAGCAUUAAGGCAAUAUGAUGAUCCCGUGGAAUUUAAAUUGCCUGACCCGUUAUCAGUUUUUACAUAAUGUCCUACGUUCAGACACGUGCCCCUGUUAUGCACCGCCACUCGAGUACAGUAGACCAAUAAAGCUGUGUAAACAACUAAGAGGAUACAUGUUCAAAUAUACACGUAAAAAAUUCAAUGAAUGCAUUCAAUCGACUUGUAUUUCAAUAUCACGUUAAGCUUCAGUUCUCUAAUGCAACUAAUAAGUAAUUUAUUUUGAAAACAAAAAACAAAACAACAAUCAGUUUUUCUUGCACUACUGCCACGAGGCACAGUAGGGACUGAUCAAUGUUAUGUUUUCCCCCUACCAAACGACCUGUGCAGGCACGGUUUGUCCUAAGGCAAAUAUUUACGUUUGAACUGGUCUACGCAAACAAAUCGGAGGAUGUCUAAUCCUUGCACCUGUUUAAUAAAUAAUUAAUAUCACAGGCUAAUGGGUCAAAUAUUAACGUUUCUGGAGGCCAUGGUACUGUAUAAAUACAGCGUCGCGCCAAAAAGAAGUUCAUCUUCAGAAAAACAUCAACUUUGACGAUACAUCUGCGCUUUAAAAAAAAAAAAUCUACCCCACGUUUUGUAAUGAGUGGAUUAUCUCUUCGGCACUUGUGGGUGGAGAUAGUAUUUACAGCCAGUCUAUCUCUAGCUCCAGCGCUGGCCUCGCCGAUUUUAGGCGCCGAGCCGAUUCGCUGCGCGCCCUGCACCCCGGAGAAGUUGCUUGAAUGUCCGGCUGUUGCGCCGGAUUGCGAGGAGGCCAUGCGAGAGCCCGGCUGCGGAUGCUGCCUUACCUGCGCUUUGAAGAAAGGACAGUCCUGCGGAGUUUACACCGCGCCUUGCGCUUCAGGGCUACGCUGCUCUCCACGACCGGAGGACCCUCGGCCCCUUCAUUCGCUUACGAGGGGGCAUGCCGCCUGUACUGAAUCUGAACAAAGCGAAUCUCCUCAAAAUCCAGAAAACGGUGAUGCGAACGCAGACGGCUCCGCAUACCACUUACUGGGACUCAAACCGUAUGAUCCGAAGGACAUUUGGGAGGCGCAGGAAAGCCUGAAAGCAAAGAUCAACGCCAUCCGGAAAAAACUUGUGGAGCAGGGCCCUUGUCACGUGGAGUUACAACAAGCCCUGGAGAGGAUCGCCACGUCCCAGCAGACGUUAGGAGACAAGUUCACCACUUUCUACCUUCCCAACUGCGACAAGCACGGCUUCUACAAAUCGAAGCAGUGUGAAACAUCUUUGGCGGGAGAGCCGGGGAGGUGUUGGUGCGUGUCCUCCUGGAAUGGGAAAAUGAUCCCGGGUUCCACCGACCUUCUCGCGGACUCUGGCUGCCAGCAGGAGCUGACUCACUAGCGCCCUCUCAUGGGGCUACACCUGUUAACACUCAAACUUUCCUUAUUUAUUGAAAACGGUACGUCUAUUUAUUUAAUACUCUUCACACCACUGGUACACUGAUUCUCGAGAAAAGUGACAAAAGAUCACUUUCUGAGUAUAAAUGAAUUUCAGUUUAUUUACAUCGCAUAUACUUAUUUAUUUCACAUAUUUAUGGAUAUUGUGUUUGGUAAUUGUCAUUUUUAAAAACAAGUUUUCUUGCCAAUGAGGUCAGUGAUGGCCUUCUCUCAUAUCAAUUUUGACCAAAAAUGCUGAAAUAAAUUACUUCUUUCCAUUCAUGAAAAGCUUAUUCAAAAGCUAGAGCUGUGAAAUUCAUUUUUGUUUUGGCACUGCAGAAAUAUGUAAUAGAUCAGAUAUGACUUUUGAAUGGGUAUUCACAUUAUCUACCUCUGUUAUAGAAUGUAGUUAAUUUUUCUGACCUUUGUGUUUUAUGAAGUCUUGUCUUCAGAUUUAAUUGCUUUUUUCUAAAUAAAAACAACUGCUGCUACUAUUUUGUGUUCUAAAUGAACAUCUUUUCUAAAUGAACCAUUUCUUUGUAUGUUUUUUGUAAAUAUGGCUUUCAAAAUAUCUUUAAUAAAUCAUCUAAUCUAA
Molecule: messenger RNA, 2859 nt
Organism: Anguilla rostrata (American eel)
Lineage: Eukaryota; Metazoa; Chordata; Actinopteri; Anguilliformes; Anguillidae
Product: insulin-like growth factor-binding protein 1
Exons: 4
Coding region: 1468-2229 (253 amino acids)
Biological process (GO): regulation of insulin-like growth factor receptor signaling pathway
Cellular component (GO): extracellular region
Molecular function (GO): insulin-like growth factor I binding; insulin-like growth factor II binding
Source: RefSeq, a predicted model, not a curated record